This is a messenger RNA of Aedes aegypti (yellow fever mosquito), 15213 nucleotides long. RefSeq lists its product as uncharacterized. Gene Ontology annotation, molecular function: neurexin family protein binding; small GTPase binding. Gene Ontology annotation, biological process: intracellular protein transport; exocytosis. The transcript has 13 exons. NCBI's taxonomy places the organism in Eukaryota, Metazoa, Arthropoda, Insecta, Diptera, Culicidae. Gene Ontology annotation, cellular component: exocytic vesicle; plasma membrane. The record is from RefSeq and is a predicted model, not a curated record. The coding region runs from base 1394 to 12241 and encodes 3615 amino acids.
CAGUCAGUCAGUGCCUGGAUAUCUUUCGUGACGUUCAACAGCGUUUUUCUUUGCGUACCAAGCGCCAUAUAUAUCCAUUAUUCUGUGUUAAAGUGUGUUUCAUCCUCAGCAAGAUUUUUGCACCCAACUCUGUGCUCCCCAAACAAGCAACAAAAGAAAAAGGAAGAUAUUCUUUCUGUGUGUUCGGUUCUGGUCGCAAUAGACGGUGUGUAAUGAUUUCGAAAUUUUGAGUUAUCCAGGAAACUUUUACGCGUCUGCGGUUUCAUUUACGGUGAAAGAGUGGAUUCUAUUUGGCUGGAGCACUGCGAGGAGCAAAAAAAAAAAAAAUCCCACAGUUUGAAAUAUUCAUCGCUCGUUCCGCAGUUAAUUGUGCGCGACUUUUGUACAGCAUUUUUAAUUAGGGGAGAAAAGCGUGAAAAGAUAGUUGAGUGAUGAAUUUGGAAAUUCAACUUUCGUUGAUAAUGCGGAAAAUUUUUUGGGGCUCUUUUGUUCCCACAUAGAAAGGCGGAGAAGAGAGAGAGAAAAAGGGUUAGUCAGGAGGAGAAGGAGUGAUUUGGAGCCCCAUAGUGAUAUAACAUCGUAUGAAAGUUUACUACGAGGAAGGAGAGAAAAAAAGUGGAAAAAGGAAGCGUGAAGCUUGUGAACGUCGUGUACAUAUUCUGUAAAGCAGAGCAACAAGUUUCAUUAAUAAAGCGGUGUGUAUUUAUUGAUCAAUUAAAUCGCUGCCGAAGCCUUACGGCUGUCUCGAAUUGAAUCCGUGAUUAGCACAUAUCGAAUAGCCCGAAAAAAAUAAACCUAUAAUAUUUCAUACAGCAGCAAAUCAAAUUUAAGUGGAACGGCAAAAUUGAUUCCAAUCAGUGUCAGUGGCCCGGAAAAAAGUUCCGAAAAGAAAAUGCCAAAGAAGGACACUCUAGGCCAGGUGGAGCGAGCGGAAGUUGUUGGGGCCAUUCCGAGAGCGUAAGAGCAAUGUUGCUUCUACAUCCAGCAGCGAGGACAACUUUGGCGAGGAUACCACACACUGUGGUGCGAGAGAGUUCAUUCGAAAGGCAUUAUCCAUCGGCACAAGCCACUACGUAUACAUCUAGCUGUGUGUAGUCCUCUCCGUUUUGUGUGGACUGGCCACAGGUUGAGCAACAGCUUCCCCGCAGAAGAGUGGGCCUCAAUUCGUACCAUCUUUCGAAUAAGCUUUAUACCUCCUCUUCCCGCAAGGAAAACCCCCUGAUAAAAAAACGAAAACCAAGAACGACGAAGACGAAUAUCAACGGUGAGCCCCUGCGGUAAUUGCUGCAGCACAGCUAUAAGGCGAGACCACGAAAAUCCGGCCUUGUCAACAGCGGAGUGAAGACAAGCUGCGCUAGCUACCCAGUCAGAGGAGGAGACAGAGAGAGGAGGAAUGGCUAGUGGUCGAGCCCGAUUGCCGCCAACUCCGCAGGCCGGUGGAAAUGGUAGCGGAAAUGGCACCGGAAGCAGUUCCAGGCCGCUAGCCGAAAUGCACACCAACAACAAUACGUACGCCUUGGGGGCCGUCGGGGACAAGACCACCACCGGAUCCAUGCAGGAUAUGGCCGCUUCCCAUAUGCUGGACAAUCUGACCGAUCAGGAGCGGCAGAUUAUCCUGAAUGUGCUCAACCGGGACGAGAACGUGAGGCAGGCAGAUGCGGCACGAAUCAUGCUCCUCCGGGCCGAGUUGUUCAAUUUGCGCAAGAAGGGCAACGUCAAGGCGAUGGUCGGUGGUUCCCUGGAUAGGCCCACCUACAUCGAAACGACCCGUUCCUGCUCGCGUUGUGGCGCCGAGCUGGGAAGGAUCAUCAACCGGGGAGCACCGUGCCGUUCCUGCCGGCUGCGGGUCUGUAAGGGGUGUCGCGAAUUCUCCACUCGCACCACUGACUGGGUAUGCGUUGUGUGUCAUAAGCAAAUUGAGCUGCAGGCAGCCAGUGAAGAUUGGAUGAGUGAUUACGCCGACAGCGACGUCCGCAGAACUUCGGUCAUCGCUGGGAAGGAUUACCUGCCCGCAUCGGAUUUGAUCAGAAAGAGCAUCCGGCGCUCCUGGACGAUAUCCAAUGCGGAAGAUGAAAAUCGUCAAUCCGAAGGAGACGCCGAUUCACAGCAAUAUACACAUUUACCUCGUAAGCAAUCGCAGAGCAGUUAUCCAUCUCUGGUAAGAUACCCGUACGUCAAUCCCUGCACAAUGGCCGACUACGCACAGGAAGAUGAGUUCGAUAACGAACUCCACCCGCCAAUAGGGCGCCGCAUGCCAAGACAAUCUACGCUCCCAAAUCCCGAUGCCGGAAUGUUCUACGGCAGCAACAAUAAUCUGAUGCCACCAUCUGUGUCACCGAAACAGCUCAGCCCCAGUCCCCAGUACAGUCCGUAUCAUACGGACAACGAGAACGACGAUGCGGAUCCGCAACCGCAAACUUCCCCAAUUGCGGCACGAUACAAAAUCCGAAGACAAUCAACACUACCUUGUAGGCCAAAUGAAAAUCACGAAAUUGGACCCAAGCUACUGUCCACUUCGCCAAACAGUAGAACAAACCUGUACAGUCGAUCACCGGACAAAUCGGACGGUGAUCAAUCCAAUCCGAGAUAUCCACCGUUUGUACGUCAGUCUACUUUUCCAUCCAACUCCAGUGAUCCAUUUUUCCUGCAAAUUCAGGCUCAUUCACAGCAACAACAGCCACCACCUCAACCCGGCCUACAGCGCCAAUUGCCCACCUCACCCAAUCGGAUGCUAUUUAAUAAAUCCCCCGAUAGUGGUGCCGAAUCGGCUGGCGACGGUGGAAGCUCCGGCAACUCGUCGAUACCCCGCCGUUUUCAAAUGACCAGGCAAGCCACACUACCUAAUCCCGACCAGCACGUGAAAUUGCUUCCUACCUCCCCUCCCAAAAAACAGCUCUCACCGCACAGUAUCAAACGCUCACCAGAGUUUGCACGCCAAAGCACACUCCCGGCACCAGACAGUAUGAACUCGCUAUCGGUUCAUCAGCACGGACCAAAAUUCAUGCCUAUCUCACCAAGACAAAAGCAAUCUUUUUUAUUUCCACAACCAGCACCUGCACCACGUCCUUUUCUUUCACAACAGCAUUUCCCAACGAUGGCCGAUGAGCUAUCGUCGACACCUCAACAAAACCCAAGCACUCCGAGUGGUAGUGUUGGUGGCCCCGGCGGUAGCACUGGUGGUCCACAUCACGCUUCCAAGAUGAUUAAAGUACGUAGCCAUAGUAACGAAGAGUACAGUCUCAAUAGAGGAGGAGCUGGAAUGCCAAGCGAAGGACGCAGGUUGCUGCCCGAAAUUCCGAGCAAUCGUUCGCCAAGACUGGUACGUCAAGAACACGUUAGAGAAGACUCAGUAAACUCAGAAAAACGAUCUCCCAAACAGAAAACUUUUGCCGAAGCGAAACAAGCCAUGAUGGACGACUACGACCUAACGAACGACUCGACCACGCAGCUGAACUUCGACGAAGACGAGGAAGCGAGCUUCUACAACAACGAGGAAAACUACGACACCUACAACAUCGACCGGCGGCUACGCUCCGGAAUGGUACCGGCCAGUACGAUCAAGAGUGCCGAGAGCUUCCUGAACGAUUCGAGUCCGGAGUACUUCUGUCCGGAGGAUUACCUGAAGCAGGGCGGCGGCGUCGUCGGAGGCAUCAUCGGCAGUGGCGCCGGUAGCAAGAAGGAACGGGUACGUCGGCGAAAGUCGCGGGAUCUGCCGGUGGAACCGGAGACCGUGGCCUCUUCCAACGAGGACGAACCCGUCAAGCGGAAGCCGGAAACGAUGCGAUCCAUUUCGGAGGAUUCGCCCGGGAACAAAGCCAUCAAACCGACUCCGAGGCGGUCGCUGUCGCACCCGGAAAAGGAUACUCAGCAAACGCCGAACGCCCGCAAGACUGAAAUCACGAAAAUCCCCUCACCCCGGCCGCUUGCCGAAAUACUGGAACGUGCCCAGAAAUCGAUAAAGCUCCCUUCGCCGCGCCGGAAAGCGUUCAAAUCGAUGGACCAAGCGUGCGAAUCCGACAUCGUGGCAGCCCUGAAUCACCCUUUCCAGCCACAUGCGACGGCUUCGAUGACGACGACAACCGGCGGUAUGGUAGCACAAGGAUCUCCCAUCGGUGGCAGUUCCGGAGCAAUAGCUCGUCCCGGGCCACGUAAGAUCUCCGCCUUCCAGCAGAUUCUGCAGAACCAACGGCUGCAGAAGCGUGACUCCAAGAGUUUGGACAUCGUCGCGUCGAAGCUGAUGGAGGAGAAGUACGGCUACGAGGAGGCCGACGAGGACAAGUCCAAAUCGUUGGAUGAUGGCAUAUUUUGCGGCGAAAAGAACAGCGACGACAACAGCAGCGACGAGCAGAUCAAUUUGAUUGAUAAGAAGCACAAAACGUAUCUCGGCGAGCAGGAGAUCCAGAAUGCGGUCGAAGCGGCUGCCGUCAUCUUCAAGAAGGUGGUCCUGCAGCGUCGGGAGGAGAAACGCACCAAAGAUGAAGGUGACCAGUGCUUCGGACCCCGCCAUCAUCAUCACCAUCAUCCGUUGCCAUUCCUGUACCAGAGCAGUCCCGGAUCGACGAGAAGGCAAUUUUCCUACGACGACCCAACCGCAGGCUCAUCGUCAUCCGAACCCGACAGCAACCUGGCCAAGCUGCCAUUCACCGAUUAUUGUGAUGACUACCGGUUGGUGUUUAUCAGCUCGGAUUCAUCCAGCAAAGAGGAGGAAUAUGACAGCAGCUCGACCACUUCGUCCGUCUACACACGGCACAGCAUCGCCCUGGACGAUUGUGACUGGGAUUAUUUCGAGCCGGGAAUAAGCACAACCACCAAAACGUUGCUGUACGAUAUAACCGGCAGUAACUCAACUCAGCCCCACAGGAAUACUCCCCGGAAACGGUCCAUUUUGCAAACGUCGCCCCUCACCUCCCCAAUGCUGUACCGGAGACGGCGAACAAGUGGAUCGUUUUACCCUACGGCAUCCUACGACACGGGAACGGAUGAUGAAUUUUUAACUUACACCGAGUCCUCUUCAUCCCCAACGCGGAGCGAGGGCUUUCUGGAAAACUUUGAAGAUUUCCGCAAUCUGCAAAAGCUCAAACCCGGAGCAUGCAAAUGUGAUUGUGGGUUUAAGACUCACUACGUGCCCAUACCGGUCCCUGUGCCAAUUCCCGUGCCAAUGGCCACCUACCACAGUUGGUCGCAAAAAACUCCGAACCCAGACCAGUUGGACACAAUUCUGAGGGAGCAAAGCCAGCACGAGCUCAUCCGCCAACUGUGGAGAAAUUGUACCGGCAGCGGCGAGGGGACCCUUUUCGAAUAUAAGCCCAAUAACGGGACCUGCGUGCAUUCGCCAUCAUGCUGCUGCGGACCCAAGCAUAAUACACAACAAAAGGGAAUCAAGAAACCCAACAUUACUGCCAGCCAUCGUCAGGAAAUGGACCGAAAGAGUUGUUCUGAAUCGGGAGAAUCGUUGGCUGGGCUGGCUCAUCAAACAAACGAAACCUACGAAAGCAUUAAUGCAGAAGAAAAUAAGAUACGCGGCGGUGGUAAUGGAAAUAGUAAUAAUGCUGUGAGUGCGGCGAGUAGUUGUGCUAGUGCUGCUCCUCAUAACGAAAAGUUGUUUCGCAACAGCAGACACGGCCCGAGUCCGACUGAAGCUGAUCCAUUGGCUAGUAGUACCGAGCUGACCGUUGCUGUCAACGUUGGUCUGGACCACGUAGCUCCACUAUCGGACCCCGAAGAUCUUGCCACGGCUGCACAAGGAAGAGGCGAAUCUGCCGCCAGUGGUCAUAAAAAUUCGCUGACCUCGAGCUUACCAGAACAACCGCAGAACAUCAUCCACCACAUCAUUGACCGUCAUAGCAGUAAUAGCAACAACAACAGCAGCAGCAGCAGUAGUGGUGAUGAGAAAAUACGCGAAAAGCCCAAAAUUAACAAAAGAAACCCUAUAGUGCACCACCGUCGCAGCAGCAACAGCAGUCACGAUGCCAUUAAAAAUGAACAACCACUUGUGAACGUGCAAGUGCAAAAACCUGUACCGAGACAGCGUGGUGUGAGUGAAUCGGUAAUAACUGUACCGCGGCGCGAGAAAGAAAAACAACAACAACAACAACGCAGAAAAGGCGAAGAAGAACUAGUGAACCAGUCGAAAGAAGGCGACGACGACAGCAGUGGUAAUGUAAUAGCAGCACUGUGUAAUACGCGCAAUGAUACUGUCGUCUGCGAUGCCGUUGCUAAUAGUGUACGCUCACGCAACGGUUCGGUAUUGGAAGUGACCGCUGAGUGCAGUGGAAAACGGGAAAACUAUGCGGAAAACACAAGUGGUGCGCCGCAGCUAAACACUGGGGACGAGUUGAGGUGUGACGAUAGCAAUUCUUAUCAGUCGCUUGAUAACGGCAGUAUGAUAACACUGGGGAAGAACGGAGAUGUCAAAACAUCUUCCCCUUCGCCGGUCGAGGACGGUGAACUAAAAGGUUACCUGUUGUCCGAGUGCCAAUUUAGUUCUUCCGAAUCCUCCAUGGCCAGUAGCGGUGGCAGUGUGGAUGAUCAGGACACGAUCGACAAUCGAUCGAUGAAACCUCGUUCAGUGCAACGUAACUACGAAGUCAACAGCGAGCCCAUACUGCUGAAAGUGAAAGGUCUGCCAAGCAGUGGGGAAAAUACGGAUUCCUCAACAUCAUACAGUUCGUCCGAGGGUACGGACACGGACGAUACAGGGACCAUCGCUGACCGGAGACCCAAAUCUAAAAAGUUCCACCAGGUAUUGGUCGUCAACUGUGGUUCCGAUGUCGAGUCCAGUGACUCGGACCUUUCCAGCGGUACCUCAUCCAACUGCCUAGCCCAAAGUGCCAAAUCUAUCAGUGCCACCUCUACCCAGGACAGUGGUGGAAUAGUGUUGAAGCACAUCCGCCUGGUUACCUCGGAUGAUGAGAGGCAAAGUGAAAGUGAAGAUUUCAAGGAACGGAUUUCAGCUUUUGAAGGCCAACAAGAAUCGUCGGUGAGAAUGGACCGAAAAGAAGACUUGGGUGAAUUGUGCACAAAAGAAAUUCCCGAAAAUAGCGCAACCAGUACUCUCGCUGUAAACGAUGACGAAAGGGUGGAAAUGGAAGAAACAACAUCAGAAAAAGCUUCCACGCCGACAUGUAUCGAAAGCUCCGACUGUAUUCGUGAUCCCAGCAUAGAGCGAGAUAGCCUGUGUGGGGUGGAAAACAUAGAAUCGCCCGAACAGGUAACCGCAGAACAAAACGACCACAAUCAAGCUACAGGUACAACCACCAGCCCACCUCCAUGUGGCGAAGGUGGCAAAAAUAAAAACAAACACACCGAUCAGUGUGAAGGUGAGCCAAGUCAAAGCAUAGCAGAAGAAGUGCUGCCGCCACAAAUACCACCCCCCGUAGAUGAUCAUCGUACCGCGAGCCCGUCGACUACUGCCUCCUCAGUUGUAAACGAACGAUCGUCCAACACGGAUGUAAAUAACUCUCAUGUAGCAGCGUCCCAUGCUGCCAACAAUCGAUACAAGAGUUUAAUUUUGAUUGGCCCAGGCAGUGGAACGAUUUCAAUGGCAACCGAGUCGCCGUCACCUUCGUCGUCACUGACGCUCAGGAAUGUCGAACUGCAGCCACACGUGAGUAUCGUCACUAGUCACACGACACGAAUCGUGAGUAGUAGUGACGAUGAUGAUCAGUCGUCUGUCACGGUAAAGCACACCAACUGGAUUUCGAGGGCGAUGCAGGAAGCGGAGGAGGAGGACGACUACGGCGAUGACGUAGUCCAACUAGACGACGAACCCGAUCGAUCUCUGGACCGCGGUUUGGCGGGAUAUUUCAACUUCUCGCUAGAGCAAUCGUCACCGCAAACCAACAGGCGACCUGUGAAAAUCACAACGAACGAAAGUGCAAUAACUAGUGUAGUGGCGGAUAGUGGUAGCGGGAGCGUUUGUGUCAGUGUUCAACCAAGCAAUAGUAGUGAUCUAGAUGAGAGCCUUAGUGAAUGCAAUGUUUCGGAUACGAUCGCCACCAGUGAAAGUGGAUCAGUGAUCAAAAGUAGUCAAAGCACGGCGAUCGAGUGUGGUGGUAGUGGAAGAAGUAGCCGCAACAGUAACAGUAGUGGUAGUCUGAAUAACAGUAAUAAGAAUGAAGACGUAACGGUAGUCACAGGUGCGGAUACACUCUCCGCGGUAGUCUGUCUGGAAGAUGGUCUGGCAGAUGAUGAUUCGUGGGUGGAAGAAGUGAGCCAAGAUGAAGAAGAAUUUGCGACUACUACGGCAACGGAGUCCGAUAUGGACGACUCUGGGGAAGAAAUUUCGCUGGGUAUCGAUAGGGAAGAAGAACUUCGAGGGUAUCAUAGGGCAGCUAUUGAUUUUACUUUGCAUACCAUAGUGGAAGAAAGUUGCGAAGACAGUGAAGCUGAAUCUAACCGUACUUCGGGAUCAAAACAAAGGAACCGAAUAUCGGCCUCCGAGUUGGAAAAAUACUUUUUCUACGGGCUUGGUGACGGCCCUUCGGGAUCAUCCAUUCAGAACAUCCGAGAUGAUAGCAUUUCGGAAAGUAGUUCAGUGUGUAGCGAAGGACUGGACUCACUUGGCGCUGCCGAGGAAUCCCUGGGAACAUCAACCGAAUCCGCCGAUCUGGCAUCUUCGCGUCUGGAAAAAUACUUCCUCACAGGAUUUAUGGGUUUCACAUCGGAGCGAAAUGAAUCCGAUGGCAGUGGGAGCGUUGGCAGCGACAGCGAAGGACAUCCCAGUCCUGAACAACGACGAAAACGCCUCGUCAGAGCUCGAGGAGCCGGAAGAUCGCAGAGCUCCUCCCUAGACAAUCUCCUUACCAAGGAUUCCGAGUUCGAACAACAGCCAGGUGACAAUCAUGAGGCCUCCGACUCCUCUGAAACGGAUACCUGCGAUGAAUCCACGAAUCAAACAGAUAAGAACGAAAGUUUGUACGACACGGCGAAACGAAAGAAGAAAUUCUCUAAAAAGACUGACUCGGACGACUCGAAAAAACACGCCGAAAUUCAGCAACUAUCCCUUCCACACAAAUCCGACAAGGAUUGCUCCGAUGAAGAAAGCCGUAAGACUCCGCAACCGGACCUCCAGCUACCCCCAGCGAACCCCCUGUCAGAGAGCAAGAAACAGAACAGCCGUGACAGUGGCUUUAUCGGUAGCAACGACGAUUUGCUAAAAGACGGCGAAGCGGUACGAUCUCCAGAACUAAAACUAGAACUGGAAGAAAUCCAGGAGGAGAACAAAACUGAUGAUCUCAAAGAAGAAAACAGUUCCUACAAGGCUGCCCCGUCAAGCGGACCCCCUCCGACCAACCUGGUGCGGAAGGAUAGCUUCAACAACUGGAGCUCGGAUGAGGAAACCAAUCUGAUGAUGUCGAAGAUGAGACAGUUCUUCAAGACCCUGGUCGUGGCUUCGGCUAACAGCAGAGCUGCCUCGCGCAAUUCUACUCCGGCCGUCAGCGAAUCUAACACUCCGAAGCACGGCACGCCCGUUCCGAAGGCUCGUAGCCGCAGCAAACCACCCCAGCUGGUGUACUUCGAGAACGAACUGACCCGACUGAUGAAAACCGUUCCCGGAAUACGGGACGAACAGGUACGGGAGAUUGUGGAAUACCUCAGCAGUGAGGACACAUGGUCAGAUUCUUACGAUUCGUCAGACUACACGAGCUCGGAUCUCGAAGGAGCCGUAUCGCAAAAGUCCGUACUUCAACAACAGAUUUCAGCUAGCUGCCAACAGAUUAUCAAUAAGUUCGAUACGUUAGAGAAGGAUGAGGAAGGCGACAUGGGAGAUGGUGGGUUGAUCGAGGAACCCCAUACUUUGAAUAAGGAAACGGCUUUCGUCUAUCAGCGACUAGUGGCGUCGCUAUCGAAAAUGACGAAAGACGAGGAAAAGCCCGUUAGCGUGACCAGUUCACCGCCAUUGAUUGCCAAAGUGAUGCACCAUAUUGGAAGCCGAUUGGUGGCACUGAUGCAUGAAGUGAGCAGCGGAGAAUCACAUGCCAGUGCAUCGCCAAAGUCUACCACUAUGCGAUACCAUCAGCGGAAGGUACAACCGAACAUAUCGGCAACAACAACCGAGGACGACGACAGUACCUCAGAAAGCAACAUGGAGAAGAAUGAGGACUUGGGAUACAUGCUUCCCAGGAGUAAGAGCCAUGAUUUACUUCUAGGAGACCCACGGCCUCAACAUCAUCAGUCUUCCAACAGUGGCGAAAUGGUUGGGGAAGAGAAGGAAGCUAGCGACUAUGAACGAUUCUCCUGGAGAGGAAGUUUCGAGUCGGCACUGUUGGCCAAUGGAGAUUCCCGUUCAAAGCUGUCAAUUUUAGAUAACUCCAGCUCAUCAAUCUCGGCACUGGCUGCGAAACGUAGAUCAGCGGGAGACUUACUGUUCAACAAUCAGAACCUCAGUCGCGAACAGCUAGAUCGAGUUCGUAGUUGUGGUAGCAUAGGCGGUGAACGGGAGGACUUUGAAUCGUCCAAGCUUUGGGGAUCCUCACAGAGUCAGAAAACUCCUCGGCGGAGGUCCAGCGUUGCGGAUGACACCGAUUCGGAUGAUUCUACGCGAAAUGAUAACCGAUUAGCAUCUCGUUCGACACUGCCUCGAAGUCUUCAGAAUGCAAACUCGGCUGUCAACACCAAUUCGCUGCCGCGUCUUCCAACGUCCAACAUGCAGACAAUUAUGCAAUUAGCUCCGUCCAGCUCGGCGUCAACCUCUUCGGUAACGCCGAAAUCGCAAAGUGUUAAGAGUGCCCGUUACCGUGCACCCGGUUUCAAUCAAAGGCCACCAAGUGCUCCGAAACGUGCCGUAUCGGCACCUGGCCUGCAUCAGCCCACGUAUCCACGUCGAGAACGACGUCGCGUUCAGAGCAAUCUCAGUGAGGAAGCCGGAACGGUAGAGUCUGGAAGUUCGCCGCUGAUCGGCGGAAGCCGUAAUGACGCCACCGGUGGAAGCAACCAGGAACUAUCGAGCACUGGCGGUGGAGCUUCCGUUGGAGGUAAUGGUAAUGGCGGUACUGCCAGCGGUGGAGGUGGAAGCGGAUCAGCCGGAGGUCCCCAUCGAAGCAUUGCCACUAGUCCAAUCGGGUCAACCGGCUCGGAGCAUUGGCCAUCGCAGUCCGAUGAGGACAUCGAUCGGCUGGUGGCGUUGCACCAGAACCGGGCUUCUCUCAGUUCCCUGGGGGUGCGGUCCGAUUCGAUGGCCUCGGUGUACUCCGGUGCCGGCGAAGGACGCUACGGUACUGUUACGGUUCGCGGACAGAUCGAAUUCGGUAUGCAGUACAAUUAUAAGCAGGGCGCGCUGGAGAUUCACGUGAAACAGUGCAAGGACCUGGCAGCUGUAGAUACUAAGCGGAACCGGAGCGAUCCGUACGUGAAGGUGUACCUUCUGCCGGACAAGUCCAAGGGUGGCAAGCGAAAGACCAAAGUGAAGAAGCACACGUUGAACCCGGUGUUCGACGAGGUGCUCCGGUUCCACAUGUCGCUGAGCGGCCUGCAAACCAGGACGAUUUGGCUCACGGUGUGGCACUCGGAUAUGUUCGGUCGGAACGACUUCCUCGGCGAGGUGAUGAUGGGACUGCAGGGCAAAGUGUUCGACAAUCCGGCUCCGCAGUGGUACCAGCUGCAGGAGAGGAGUGAACCGUUUGACGAUCUGUCCGCGUACAAGGGGGACAUCAUCGUCGGCUUGAAGUACAUUCCUCCGGAUUCGGAGGGUGGAACGCCGCAGCACCAUCACCAAAACGGCAGCGGAACGUUGAAUCUGCGCAAGUUUAGCACCAGAUCGAUAACCUCGACGUCGUCGAACUCGUCCGGCCCGGGAAGGGGUGCACUGCACGUGCUGGUGAAGGAGGCGAAAAAUCUACAGCCGCUCAAGGCGAACGGAACCUGUGAUGCAUUUUGUAAAAGUUAUCUUCUUCCAGACAAGAACCGCAGCUCCAAGCAGAAAACGCCGGUGGUGAAGCGUUCCAAUUCGCCGGUUUGGAACUACACCUUCAUCUACGAGGACGUCUCACUGGCGGAGCUGUCCGAACGUGCGCUGGAGCUCACGAUAUGGGAUCACGACCGACUGGCGAGCAACGAGUUCCUCGGCGGAGUUCGAUUCUCGCUGGCUACCGGUAAACACAACGGCCGACCGGUCGACUGGAUGGAUUCCACCGGCAAGGAGCUCUCCCUUUGGCAGAACAUGAUCAACAGACCAAACUUCUGGGUGGAAGGCGCCCUAGUGCUUCGACCCUCGCUAGACAAUGCAAGAUUCACGUCAUAAUUGUGCGAAACCCCUGUAGAACAAUCCGGGGAAGUCGUGUAGUAGUGGAUUUCCCCUUCUCCCCCCUUUUUUAAAAGAUGAUAUCAGAGAAAAUCAUUCCAACUUUGUGAUGUUGCUUUACAACAACCUAAUCGUAGAUUGUAAUCCCAGAUAGUUUUAAGAGUAGUAAGGAACGCCGCGACGCUAGCAGAAGCAUUUUUGACAUUACCUAACCUUAUGAACGACAAAUGAUGCUUAAUGAUGAUCGGUGUUCAGAUAAGGACGAGGGAGAAAACUAUUGGAAAGUAUACCUUUUACGAAUGAGUAAGUUUUUAUAAACUUUUUUAUUUUUUCGACACUAUACCGUGAGUGAUGUUCGUCUCUUGAAACUAAAGAAAAUCAGAAUACAAAAAACUCUUUUUGUGUGUAAAUAGGCUAGAUAUACACAUUAAAGAACAAAGUAUUAUUUAUCGACAAGAACACAAAUCAAGCAAAGAGAGAUUCUUCUUUUCCCUCCAUUUAGUCUAAAAAUAGAUGUGAAAUGUAGUCUCUACAAAUAUUUUCUCCAGGGGAGGAGCUAGCAAGGACCCCUCUUUAGAUCGGCUCCUUCCUCCACUCUUAAUGACAGAACUAAAACAAAAGUUGUGAACUUUUCUCCGCGAGCGUGUAAAUACUUAUACAAAAAAAUAGAAACAGAAUCACUAUUUUCUAACGCUGUGAACCUUUACUAAAUUCAUGUUGGAAGCAAAACUUUCAAGAGCGGCGUUCAAUGCAGAUAAUAGGGGACGAGAUAAUUAGUAUCUACACUUAAAAGAAGCUAGAACAACACAAACAAAACUUUUCAACAAUUUCCGUUCCGAAUGAUUACCAUGAAAGGGCGAGUUACAAACUACUGAUGAGAGAAAAAUGUGUGACACUGUCAGACAGUGGAUUUCGUUGCAAUAUAUACACUUUAUAAUACGGUAGACGAGGGAUUUGAUGAAAUAGAAGAAAAAUAGCUGGAUUAUUUUUACCGACACGGAAAGGACGAAAAAGAUGAUACUUAAGAAAGGCAUAAACUAUUUACCAUUACCACAGAUAUAUCAGCGAUGAAUUGAAACCUUUCGGGGUAGAUAAGUGGCGAAGGAGCUGAAGGAAAACGACUGAUCGAGCGGGGAUUAUCAUAAUUGUGUAGGAAGAACAGUAGCUGUUCGACAGUUUUGAUGCGAAUCUGCAUUACACGUGGAGAGCAGUUUAACGAGUACGAAAGCAGGAUUGACGGUGAGACAGAUAAGACAACUCUUAUGAACAAACAAAAAAAAAACUUAGUAAAAGCAGAAAGUAGCAUAUAUAUAUAUUGAACAUUGAGAAUUCAAGCGUUUCUUUUUUCCCAGUAGAAGAUUUGAACUUUUUCGACGAGUAAUUGACAGUUACAUUAUAAACAUAUUUGAUGAAGAACCCCGAGAAAAAACAAUGUAGUUAUUAGACAGUAGAAUUAGUAGUUGUUUACGAGCAGGAGAAAAUCCAACUGAAGAAUCGUAUGUCCAAGGCUGUGGUACUUGCCCGAACGAGAUUAGUAUCAUUCGAUUUACUCCUAACACAAAGAUAUGCCAAACAUCUUCAAACUUUGAUUUGAAACGUUGUUGUUGGGUAAAGUGCAGCAGCUGGGACAGAAAUUGUGAAAAAAUGUAGCGAACCUAGCCGUAACAAACUUGCGAUAGGAAAAAAAAACUGUACAUAGGAAGACUCUUUUUGGUUCUCCCCAGAUUUCGUUGUUCCCACCUUCGACAAAGGUCGGUGCUGGUCGUUUUGAGGAUCAGCAGCCUGCAUCCCACGUAAAACGUUCGUGAGAAGAAAAGAAACCGAGUUGCGUUUCCCGGAAGCCCCAUUUCCUUUCAGCUCUUUUGAUGUUUGUAACCAUUUAAAAUAAGCUGUUUUGUCUGAGAAAAAAAAAGAAAGACACAUCUAUAUACUGUGAACUGUUUCUUCAUAUUUACAAUCUGUUGAGUAUUACUAAUCUACUUUAAAGAAAACUCACUUUAGUGAUAAACAACAAAAAACACUAGGGCCAAAUUUAAGCUCACUUUAUUGAUAUGAAAACAAAAGAUACAACAAGUUCUUCUCCAAUCUAUGACACGGAUGCUCAAUUAUAUCAUUUAUAGUUAAAGAAAUUAUAACUGAAUAAAAAAUGCAUGCAAUUCUAAUCUGUAAGCAAACAACCAUUUCGUACUAACUUCUUCUAAAAGCAACCUCUGUGCAACCGCAAAAAAAUUAAAACGACGAGCGAGAAUAGAAACCACUGCAAUUCUUAUGCUAGCUAGAUCGCUAAGGACGAGCAUGUUGUGUGCGAGCAAAACUCAUCACUCCAUAUCUACAGCCUGAACGAGAUACAACAGUAAAAAAAAACUCUGCUACUUACUCAUCUCAACCAAACUCGACACGAAAAACGAUGCAAAACAAUAAAAAUAGAAAGAUAUAAUUCAAACGACACAACACCGACGAAAUUGGAACAAAUUGAAAUUCGAAACAACAUUAAACAUUUGUCGAAUGAUACAAAACUAGUUUAAAACAAUAAACUUAUUUAUCAAAAAAAUGACCAUCAUUUUCUUUUCUUUUGUAUGUGUGUGCGGAAUUAAUUCGACAUUCGGCUUAAUCCCGCACACGAGCAUGUGAAAAUUCAACCUCUUACUUUUCCAAUUCGCAGCUUUUCACUUUGCGUUUCACCUUCACCCCUUCAUAGUUUCCGACAUGUAUCACAACAAAAAGAUAAUUGGUAGCAAAAAAACCUUAAGUACAGUAGCGUUAGAGUGUUAUUUUUUCCCAUCAAAGAAUAGUAGUAGUGCGUUUCGAGUUGCUUCAUUGAUCAAAACCAAUUAUAAAGCUGACACAGCAAAAAAUAACAAAUCUAAUUUUGUCAGUACGUACCAUACAUACAAAACCGACAAACCCGGUAGCAAACGUUGCAGUUAUCGCUUAGAAAAAGUUUUAGAUUUUUUGCCACAACUUUUAGAAAA